AUGAAACCAGAGUUUCUUCUCCUCCUCCUCGGGCUUCUGAGCCUCAGACAGAGCCGCUGCUUUGAGUUUGUGAUUGACGGGGAAUGGGAAGAUGAGGAGCCAGCUCUUCGGAAUGUCGGCAACAGACACAAGAGAGCAGUCUUGACCAGCGAGGAGCAGGAAGACUUUGAGGCCAUCCGUGGAGAUGACAUCACCGUCAAAAGCUACAAGAUGGAGAGUCGAAUCACCUCGCGGUUCGCCCACACCACCGUCCGGAGCUCGGUGGUCAACUCGGGCUCCAAGGCCCAGACCAUCGGGUUCAAUGUGCAGAUCCCCAAGCGAGCCUUCAUCACCAACUUCACCAUGAACGUCAACGGAAUCACGUUCACGGGCUCGGUGAAGGAAAAGACGGUAGCCAGGAAUCUGUACGCUCAGGCGCGAGCCAAAGGGAAGGCCGCCGGCAUCGUCAGGGCUAAUUCUCAGGAAAUGGAGACCUUCAAAACGGAGGUGCACGUCCCCCCUGGAAGCAACAUUGAGUUUGAAUUGCACUACCAGGAGAUGAUGCAGAGGAGACUAGGAGUUUACCAACAUUCGCUGCACCUGCAGCCAGGGAGAUUGGUGCCUCAGUUCCAGGUGGACAUUUACAUCUUUGAGCCAAAUGGAAUCGGCAUGCUGGAAGCGUCCAACAAUCUUGGCCAGAAGUUUGACAACUUGGUCACAGUGACGCAGACCCCAGAGAAGGCUCACGUGGUCUUCAAGCCCAACCUGCAACAGCAGAGGAAGUGCGACAACUGCACUCAAAGCGCCAUCGACGGAGAGUUGACCGUCAAAUACGACGUGAGGCGGGACAGCAACGCCGGAGAGUUGCAGGUCUCGGACGGGCAUUUCGUCCACUUCUUCGCCCCUUCCAACAUGUCUCCGCUCCCGAAAAACAUCGUGUUCGUCAUCGAUGUCAGCGGGUCCAUGUGGGGGGUCAAGAUGAAGCAGACAGUGGAGGCCAUGCAAGCCAUCUUGGACGACCUCACCGUCGACGAUCAGUUCAGCAUCAUCGACUUCAACCACAACGUGAGAUGCUGGAGUGAAGACCUAGUUCCCGGCUCCUCCGUACAGAUCGCAGAUGCCAAGAAGUACAUUCAGAACAUCAAACCUUCCGGAGGGACCAACAUCAAUGAAGCGCUGAUGAAAGCGGUACAGAUCCUAGUGAGGGCGUCCAAUCAGGGGCUCAUCGACCCAAGAUCCGUCUCCAUGAUCAUUUUGGUGUCGGACGGCGACCCGACAGUGGGUGAAAUCAAGCUGAGCACCAUCCAGAAGAAUGUGAAGAAGGCGAUGAGGGACGACUUCUCUCUCUUCUCCUUGGGUAUCGGCUUUGACGUGGAUUACGAUUUCUUGGAGCGUAUCGCCAUGGACAACCGGGGCAUCGCGCAGCGCAUUUUCGCCAAUCACGACGCGGCCGAGCAGUUACGGACAUUCUACAGCCAGGUAUCCAAUCCCCUCCUGCGGAGGAUCACCGUCCAAUUCCCGGAGGACUCCGUGUCCGACGUCACGCAGAAUCAAUUUGACAAAUACUUUGGCGGCUCCGAGCUGGUGGUGGCCGGCAAGGUGCGGCCGUCCGACAGCGACACGUUGACCAGUUUCACCACGGCGUCGGGAGCCUUGCUGGACAUCACGCUUGAGACGGAGGUAGACACAUCCAAGCUGGACAUGGAGCUGGCCAAGCAGCAGCACUCUUUCACGGGUUUUGCCAGGCAGCUGUGGGCCUACAUCACCAUCAAACAGAUGAUGAGUGAGAGGGCUUUAGCGCCAACCGCCGCUAAGAAGAGAAAGAUCACUCAGCGUAUCCUGGCCUUAGCCAUGGAGCAUCAGUUUGUCACUCCGCUGACUGCCUUGCUGGUGGAGAGCGAAGACAGCAAGGAGAGGCUGCUGGCCGAUUCCCCCAAAGACCCCAAGCAAGGCUGCUGCUCAGGAAGCGGACUGGGCGGCGCGAGCAGGCUUUUGCCUCCGGUGAAGGUGGUCUACCAACCUCCGCCCUGGGUCCAGAUGACUACUCCGGUCCCGCCGAGUCACGCGGUAAAAGGCCCCGAGGAGUGGGCCUUGCCGAACAAGGUCAACUUGGUGGACAACGACCCUCAUUUCAUCGUGCACCUGCCACGAAGCGACACGGACGUCUGCUUCAACAUCGACUCCCAACCCGGCCGCAUUCUCAACCUUUUGAGCGACAGGGGCACAGGCGUGGCCGUAAACGGACAGUUAAUCGGAGGCAAAAAGCCACAAAAAGGCAGGGAGAAGACCUACUUCGGAGUCAUCUCCGUCAUCUACCGGCCCGAUGGCAUCAGCGUCGCCGUCGGCACCGACAAGAUCGCCUUCGCCGACGGCAAGAACAACCACACCUUCACCUGGGGCGCCACGGCGGACAUUGUACAGAACAGGGUGAGGAUCUCCAUUGUCAAGGACUCGCAGGUCUUGAUUACCGUGAACGGCAACAUCCAAGUGAUGGUUCUUCUCCACCGUGUGUGGAAGAAGCACCCGGUCAAUGUAGACUUCCUAGGUCUCUACCUACCAAAUGACAACCAGUACUCACCACUGGUCCACGGCCUUAUAGGUCAGUUCUCCCAAGAACCAGAAGUGUACAUUUCAAACAUACACGAUGGUGCCGACCCACUCAAGAAGGAGGCUACCAUGGAGGUCAAGGGCAACAAACUGCAAGUCACCAGGGGCUGGCAGAAGGACUACAGACGGGACAAACGACGCGGCUCCGACGUCUACUGCUGGUUCGUGCACAACAGCGGCAAAGGUUUCAUCGACGGCCACUUCAGCGCCUACAUCGUCCCCGACCUCCACGCCUUCCUCUCAAUGGAAUAG
Messenger RNA from Nerophis lumbriciformis (worm pipefish), 2838 nucleotides. The record is from RefSeq and is a predicted model, not a curated record. NCBI's taxonomy places the organism in Eukaryota, Metazoa, Chordata, Actinopteri, Syngnathiformes, Syngnathidae.